Molecule: messenger RNA, 1830 nt
Organism: Eutrema salsugineum
Lineage: Eukaryota; Viridiplantae; Streptophyta; Magnoliopsida; Brassicales; Brassicaceae
Exons: 11
Coding region: 44-1552 (502 amino acids)
Source: RefSeq, a predicted model, not a curated record
UAAUUAAAUUGCUGUGGCUUCCCUUCUGGCCUCACCUUCCCCGAUGAUUGAGUCCGCCAUGGCCGCCCGCCUCUCCACCGGAGUCUUCUCUUCGACGGCGCUCCUCCAGUAUCGACCUGUACCGAAUCUGGAGGAGGAAGGAAGCUGCUUCCAUGUCGCCCCUCGACGGAUUUUUCAUUCUCACCGGCUCAACACCACUUCUGGGAGUGGAUUUCUCAAGUGUAACAGUGACUAUUUUACGAGAAAGAGCCUGCGGAAGAAUAGGACUCAGGCCAUUGCAGAGUAUUUUGGUUCAGCUUCAGAUCCAAAGAAGCCAACUGGGAAGUCAAGUUAUCAUCCUUCAGAGGAAAUCAGAGCAUAUGUGCCAGAGAACCCUAAAGAUUCUAGGCUUCCACCUGCAGAAACUGCUAGAACCAUCAUUGAGGUGAACAAAAAGGGAACCUUGAUCCUUUCAGGUUUACUUGGUAUUGGACUUCAUGAGAAUAUUCUCUGGCCGAAUAUUCCUUAUGUAACAGAUCAGCAUGGAAAUAUAUACUUUCAAGUAAAGGAAAAUGAGGACAUAAUGCAGACUGUUGUUACUUCUGAUAAUAAUUAUGUGCAAGUUAUAGUAGGUUUCGAUACGAUGGAGAUGAUCAAGGAUAUGGAGCUGAGUAGUCCCUCUGGUAUUGGUUUUGGAAUUGAAGAAAUCGAAGGUGGUAUUGGUGAAGUGGAGGAUGAAAUCAAGGGGGAUGAGGAUGAAGGAGAAGAAGACAAAGAUGAUGAGGAAUGGGUUGCUGUUCUACAAGAUGGAGAUGAAGACUCUGAUUAUGCUUCAGACUCUGAUGAAUCUCUUGGAGACUGGGCAAACUUGGAAACGAUGCGAUCUUGCCAUCCUAUGUAUUUUGCCCGGAGGACAGCCGAGGUUGCUUCUAAUGAUCCUUUAAAUUGGAUGGAGCAGCCGUCUGCUGGCCUUGCUAUCCAGGGGCUCUUGAGUCGUGUCUUUGUGAAAGAUCACUUAGAUAUCACUGGUCACAAGUCUACAAGUAGUGACAAAAAUCUGGAGGGAGAAAACUCAGAAGAGAAACUUGAAAACAUUGGUACGCCAAGUGUGGAUGAAUCUGAGAUAUUGCAGCAUGAUAAUUCGAGAAAUGCCACAACGUAUUACAAGCUGGAGAUGAUAAGAAUCCAGCUCAUCACGGCACAGGGGCAUCAGACUGAAGUGGAAGUGGAAGAUGUCAGGAAAGCACAACCUGAUGCUAUUGCUCUUGCAUCAGACGGUAUUGUGAAUCGUCUAGAAGCAGAUGGCAAUAAACUAACUGAAGCCCUCAAAUCUAUGUGUUGGAGACAUAAGGGGAUUCAAGCAGAGGAAGUGAAGCUCAUCGGUAUAGAUUCACUUGGUUUCGACCUCAGGCUUUGCUCAGGAAUGCAAAUUGAGACUUUACGGUUUGCAUUCUCGAUAAAGGCAACAUCAGUACACAGUGCUGAGGGACAGUUGAGAGAAUUAUUAUUCGCUUCGACACCUCUCAAGCCGCCGCAGAAACCAAAGCAAACGUCGAGUCAGAAGGAAUCUUGAUGAAAUAGUAAAACCACAGAAGGCAACAAGAAACAGAUUCAACUGCAAUAUUUGCAUAUCAACAGAUCUAUCCUCACACAUGAAGGAACUGCUAUCAACGUUGCGUUCUAAGAGAAAUUUUUAGUGUUGGCUUGUUAGAGAUUGAUAGCAUAAGUCUUGAUCAGGGCCGUGUCUCUAUGUUAUGGAUUGAGAAACAUUGGCUUAGGGCCUAAUUUCUUACAAGAAUAUAUUAUACUAUAAAAUUGAAGGUCACAUAAUUCAUAUUGUAGAAGAUUAAA